UGAACCCGACAGAACCUCGAGCGCUGGGCCGCUGCAGAAAAGCAACGUCGCCGCGCUUUGCGUGCUUCAAGAUCGACAUCCCUGGUCGGCCCAGCAUCCAACUCACCAACUACAUCUCUGGCAAGGAGGAUAUCGACGCUUGGGCGCAAAACGUCCACCACGACCGGAGGUGUCACUGUCAACGGUCUCAAUGGCAUUUCGACAUCCGAGUCGCCAAUCUCUGGCGGUGCUGCGCUGUUGCGACGCGGGUCUAAAAGCGAGAGCAUGAGCAGUGCGGAAGACGGCAGGGAGUCAGGUGACUCUUCCCAGCGUAGCCUCCGAGCUGUCAAUUCCAACACCAGCGCAGGUUCUGCAAAGCGUCAGCUGGGUGAUUCGAUCGUAGAGGAGAGUGAGGCAGAUUCUUUGCAAGGAUCUUCCACACCAUCAUCGAGCGCGACGACGGAAGCCAAGGGCAAAUGGAAAGCGAGCGAGAGCGACGGAGGCUGGUCAGUGCCACCCUCGGCUGCCGAGCAACGAAGACUGGCGUCAGACAAUUACGAUUCGGCAGCUGCAGCCGCCGCUGCAACUGCAAACGCUUCCCCAACAACUCCAAGUGGCAAUCCGUUUGGGGAUGAGAGCGAGGCGGCCGCCGCGCGAGAUUCUCCCAACAAGGCACGGUCUCCUUCGCGGAGGAGAAACAGCGCGACGGAUCAAUCGCCAGGUCGCUCAUACUCGCAAUCGGGCAAAGCUACACCCCGCAGACCCAUCGUCACUCCAGGCAGAGCGCCGAGCGUCCGAUAUCACGCGGAAAAGUCUGGCAAGUACGCACCAGCUAUCGUAGCAACCGAUAUGGACGUAGCAGGCAGAGAAGCUGGCAAUCCAUUCAUCGGGAAGGAGGAGGUAGAGGAUGCAUCUCGGAGCAGGUAUGCGAUGAGGGGCAGUGGAGCAUACAGCAGCACCAUCAAUCGACCCGCGAGACAAGCGAGCGCUUCCGGACUGAUGGAAGAUCUAGUAGAAGAACCUAGCACGCCAACGAGUGCUGCGCCGAGUGCUGCCCAAGAUCCCGAGAGGCGCACGAGUCAGCUGGCUCCUCCUCGCACUAGCACUUCUACGAGUCGUUUCAACGAGGUCGGACUGGAUGAGGAUGACGCUUGGAGCCCCACCAUGGAGGAGCCGUCUGCUGAUGCAGGACGCAAUGCUCAGCCUAGAGCGGAUCCGAUCGAGAAUGAAGGGCGCAGGAAACCUUGGUGGACGGAGCUGCUUUGUGGUUGCGGUCUCGCUCCUGGUGCUGACGACGAGCAGACUGGCAAGACAGGACCGGAAUAGUCUCUGAGCGCUCCACGCCGCUCAAACCCCACAACUUCUGCAAUUGAAUGUCGACUGGUCCGAUUCAGCAUCUCUCAUCAUCUUGCAUCCACCACCUUCUGCCUUUCCCAAAGUUGCGGAUAUGUCUCUCGUCCCCCCCCGCAUCCAGUGUCUC
Molecule: messenger RNA, 1459 nt
Organism: Ceraceosorus guamensis
Lineage: Eukaryota; Fungi; Basidiomycota; Exobasidiomycetes; Ceraceosorales; Ceraceosoraceae
Exons: 2
Coding region: 265-1305 (346 amino acids)
Source: RefSeq, a predicted model, not a curated record